AUGGUUUCUGGCGACUUUUCCAACAUAGCUCUGUCGCCCAUCCCCAACGGUGGCGGCAUCGAGAUGCUGGAGGCGGGCACCUUCGACCUGCACUGCUUCCAGACGCUCACAGGCACCAAGUUCUUCAUAGCCACGGAGGUGGGCUUCACGGGGGCGCCCACGCUGCUCGCAAUCAUCUAUGACCUCUACACCGACUAUGUGCUAAAAAACCCCUUUUAUGAGGUGGAGAUGCCCAUCCGCUGCGACCUCUUUGACCUGCAUCUGCCUGCUGCCAUCCGCAAGGACCGCUCUUUGCUCGCCGCUGGGGUCGUUGUGCCUGGCCGAUCAUAG
Molecule: messenger RNA, 330 nt
Organism: Closterium sp. NIES-65
Lineage: Eukaryota; Viridiplantae; Streptophyta; Zygnematophyceae; Desmidiales; Closteriaceae
Source: the annotation of a GenBank genome assembly